This is a messenger RNA of Fulvia fulva, 891 nucleotides long. RefSeq lists its product as uncharacterized. The coding region runs from base 1 to 891 and encodes 296 amino acids. NCBI's taxonomy places the organism in Eukaryota, Fungi, Ascomycota, Dothideomycetes, Mycosphaerellales, Mycosphaerellaceae. The record is from RefSeq and is a predicted model, not a curated record. The transcript is spliced from 2 exons.
AUGAGAUCGUACAUUGGAUUCACCACCAUUGUCGCUAUCCUCGCCGCUCUGGUCUCCGCCGCACCAAGUCUCGGCUUUGACCUCUUCAACUGGAACCGAUCAGAAUCGUCAUCACCAUCAUCAUCGGCGGAUGAAAGAUGCAUGACCCCAGACGAAGCAGAAACAACAGCCGACAUCUUCCGCAUGCUCAUCCAGGAAUACAGCCACGAGCUCGCAACAGAAGCCCUAACCGAAGACUUUGUCGACUGGGCGUCGUCUGUCAACAUCAUCAUCAACAAAGGCGCAGCGGGACCCAAAUCAAUGGAUAAGCCUACCUUUGCGAGUAGAGCUGCUUUCAUUGAUGGACAGGGCAAACAGCCGCAGAUUCCGUUCACGAAGAUUAGAGUCUGGCCGGGGUGUCGACAUGUUGCGAUGAGGUGGAAGACGGGGAAGAGUGCGAAUGGGCAUUUGACGGAGGUGGAUGAUAUCCCCGUCCACGGCCACGUCAUCAUCGAUGUAGUACCCGCCGAAGCAGGGAAUCGAUUCAACUGGAGGAUCAAGAAUAUCUGGUCGGAGUUUAACUCCGGAGCGUGGUUGGUUAAUCUGGGUGUUUUUAAGCCGGCGAUGUUGCCGAAUGCGGAUGAUGUGAGGCAUAUGCGGGAGUUUGGGGAUGGGGAUGGGGAGAAGCAGACGAAUACGUCUAUGAUGUCGCCGGAGGAAGAUGGGGUGGGGCAUAGCAAAGAGGUUGGGGACGAGGUGCAGGAGGCGCCCGUCGAGAAGCAGGAAACGCCCGUCGAGAAGCAGCAGUCGUCUACGAUGUCGCCGAAUCCAGACGCUGUGAGGCAUAUCGACAAACCUCCGGGGUGGAGUUGGAGUGCAGAAGACGCUCGUCAAGGUGCAGCAGGUUGUUAA